AUGGUACCGAAGAUGCGUUGGCCUUCCUCUGCCAAAAUGCGAAGCAAGAUGCAGACACUACUCGACAAGCUGGCUGUAGAGACGGUGCCGGGACUGUCCAAUGCUCAGCUGAUGUUGAUCAACCAUGAUCUACUACCAGUCGAGCCUGAACGGCGGCAAUGGACCUGGAAGAACUUCGUUGCAUUCUGGAUAGCGGAUUCCCUGAACAUUAAUACAUGGAUGAUAUCCUCCUCUAUGGUGCAGGGUGGUUUGUCCUGGUGGCAGUCUUGGAUAUGUGUCUGGAUCGGAUACUUCGUUGCGUCUGCUUUAGUCUGUCUGACGGGUCGGAUUGGUGCUAUGUACCAUAUUUCGUUUCCCGUUGCUUGUCGAGCCUCAUUUGGAGUAUGGGGGUCGCUCUGGCCCGUCAUCAACCGAGUCGGGAUGGCUAUUAUCUGGUAUGGUGUGCAAGGAUACAUCGGGGGUCGAUGCGUUACUGUGAUGAUCGAAUCCAUCUGGCCCAGCUAUGCCCAUCUUCACAACUCCUUGUCUCCCAGCUCCGGAGUCACCACACGAGACUUUGUCAGUUUCUUCAUUUUCUGGCUUCUGUCAUUACCGGCAAUCUGGUUCCCCAUUCAUAAGAUCCGGCAUCUCUUUACAGUCAAGGCGAUCUAUGCCCCCAUCGCCGCCAUUUCCUUCUUUGCCUGGGCCAUCGCCCGUGCCCACGGCAUCGGACCCAUUGUGCGUCAGCCCAACACUGCUCACGGUAGUGCCUUUCGCUGGGCGUUUGUGAAGGGGAUCAUGAGUUGCAUGGGAAACUUUGCGACUCUGAUUGUGAACGACCCCGACUUUUCGCGGUUCGCACGAAAGCCCAAGGACGCUAUUUGGGCCCAGCUCUUCACAAUUCCUAUCGGUUUUGGUAUCACCUCAUUCAUCGGCAUCAUUGUGACAUCCUCAUCCACGGUCAUCUUUAACAAGAGCGUCUGGGAUCCCCUCGAGGUCCUGGAGGAAUUCCUUCAGGGCGCCAGCUCGGGGCAGCGCUUUGGUAUUUUCGUCAUCGCAACGGGAUUUGCUCUGGCUCAAUUGGGAUCCAACAUUGCCGCAAACUCGGUAUCCGCUGGUACGGACAUGACGGCAUUACUCCCUCGAUACAUCACCAUCAGACGUGGUGGAUACAUCUGCGCGGCCAUUGGUUUGGCCAUGUGUCCUUGGAAACUUGAAUCCUCCUCUAACCAAUUCACCACCUACCUCUCCGCGUAUUCCGUCUUUCUCUCCUCGAUCGCCGGCGUCAUACUCUGCGACUACUUCGUCGUCCGCAAGGGCUACCUGAGUGUGAAGGACCUGUACAGCGGCGAGAAACACUCACCUUACUACUACACAUACGGCGUCUCCUGGCGUGCCUAUUUCGCCUAUAUCUCAGGGAUCCUGAUCAACAUUGUCGGCUUCGUCGGCGCCAUCCAAGAGGUGAACGGCAAAGUGACCGUCCCGAUUGGGGCUCAGUAUAUCUACAACAUCAACUACUUCGUGGGCGUCAUUGUCUCGUUCACUACAUAUUACGCCAUAUGUAUUGUCUUCCCCGUCCCGGCGACGAGCAGUACGUGGAACGAAGUCGGUCUGCUCGAUGAGCAUUUCCAUAUUGCAGAUGGCCAGGAUCCCGAAGAGGAUAUCCCGGAGAUCGAACCGGGUGUUGGCAAGGCCUCUUCUAUUGUCAAAGCUAUUCCGUGAUGAAUUUGGUUUGUUCUGCGUGUUGUGUGAACGACACUAUAUAUAUAUGUAUAUAAUGUUUUUUUAUGAUUCCCCCUACUGCCUGUCUUCCCCCUUCUAGCCUGGUAUUUUGGAAAUAGAGAUAAAU
Messenger RNA from Monascus purpureus, 1828 nucleotides. The record is from the annotation of a GenBank genome assembly. Lineage: Eukaryota; Fungi; Ascomycota; Eurotiomycetes; Eurotiales; Aspergillaceae.